AUGAGUUCUGCUGAGGAUUUCAAAAACCAAGGAAAUCAAGCCCUGAAGGAAGGCAAGGACGAAGAAGCGGUGAAGCUCUACUCGAAAGGACUUGGAGUUGAGCCCAAUCAUCAUGUAUUGCUUUCAAAUCGAGCUGCUGUCUAUUUAAAGUUGAGUAAAUUCCACGAUGCUUUGCAAGAUGCCAUCAAGUGCACCGAGGUUCAACCAUCCUUCUCCAAGGGCUUCUUGAGAAAAGGACAAGCACUCUAUGGUCUCGGAAGACUCGAGGAAGCUUUUGAAGCAUUAACGAAUGGACUCAAACUUGAACCCAACAAUGAACAAAUUAAGAAUUUAAUGAAGGAAGUGGAAACUGCUUUGAUCAACUCUGGAGGUUCAUCAGCAUCAUACGAUCAAGAUAACAUGUCAACGGAUCAAGAAACUCCAAUGGGAGCCGAUGCAGCAUUGCCUCUAUUGAAAAUAUUCAAUGAUCCUAAUUUAUUUGGUAAAAUUGAAAAUCAUCCAGAACUUGCCAAACAUUUACUCGAGAAGGAUUAUGUGGAUGCCCUCAAAGAACUUCAAAGUAAUCCACAAAGCUUACAGAAAUAUAUUGGUGAUCAAAGAAUUAUGCAAACAAUGAUUUUCUUGAUGCAAGUCAAUCCCGAAAUGGACGAACGUAUGAGAGCUGAAAGGGGAAAGAGAGAAGAAGAAGAAAGACAAAGACGAAAGGAAGAGGAACGUAAAAGACAAGAGGAAGAAAAGAAACGAUUGGAAGAGCUAAAUCAACAGCCAGCCAUGAUUGAGAAGAAUCUCGGAAAUGAAUAUUACAAAAAGAAGGAAUUCGACAAGGCUCUCGAACAUUACGAGAAGGCCAUUCAAUUGGACCCCACAAAUAUGGUUCUCUAUUUGAAUAAGGCUGCUGUAUAUAUGGAACAAGGUGACUACUCGAAAUGCAUCAAGCAAUGUGAGGAGGCCAUUGAAGUCGGAAAGGCCAAUCAUGCCGAUUUUAAGGAAAUUGCUAAAGGUUAUGCUCGUAUUGGAAAUGCUUAUUUCAGACAACAAAACUACACACAAGCUCUUAGCUAUUAUACUGAGUCGAUUACAGAGCACCGAAAUCCAGAAGUUGUCAAGAAGAAGCAAGAGUGUGAAAAGCUUAUUAGAAAAUUAGAGGAAGAGGCCUAUAUCAAUCCAGAAAUUGCUACCGAACACAAGAAUAAGGGUAAUAACUAUUUCAAGGAAAAGAAAUUCCCUGAAGCCAUGAAAGAAUACAAUGAAGCCAUCAAGAGAAAUCCAAAAGAUCCAACUCUCUACAGUAAUAGAGCUGCAUGCUAUAUCAAAUUAGGAGAGUUUGCCUAUGCCUUGAAGGACGCAGAGAAGGCCAUUGAGAUGGAUCCAAACUUUGUCAAGGCCUAUAUCAGAAAAGCACAAUGUCACAUGGCAUGUAAGGAAUAUCAUAAGGCCCUCACAACCUAUGAUCAAGCCAGUAAGCUUGAUCCAAACAAUGAAGAAGUGAAGAGUGGAAUGAGUGCUGUCAUGACUGCCAUUCAAAAUAGUGCUGGUGAGAGAGACGAACAGAGAAUUCAAAACGCCAUGAAAGAUCCAGAAAUUGCAGGCAUUCUUCAAGAUCCUGUCAUGCAGCAAGUGUUAAGAGAUUUCCAAAAUGAUCCAGUGGCUGCUCAAAAACAUUUGAGAAAUCCUGACAUUUUUGGAAAAAUUCAAAAGUUAAUUGCCAGUGGUAUCAUUCAAACCAAAUAA
Naegleria fowleri is the source of this 1731-nucleotide messenger RNA. RefSeq lists its product as uncharacterized. The transcript has a single exon. Gene Ontology annotation, molecular function: Hsp90 protein binding. NCBI's taxonomy places the organism in Eukaryota, Heterolobosea, Eutetramitea, Acrasida, Naegleriidae. The coding region runs from base 1 to 1731 and encodes 576 amino acids. The record is from RefSeq and is a predicted model, not a curated record.